Messenger RNA from Sinocyclocheilus grahami, 2440 nucleotides. RefSeq names its product RING finger protein 214-like. Gene Ontology annotation, molecular function: ubiquitin-protein transferase activity. The record is from RefSeq and is a predicted model, not a curated record. Lineage: Eukaryota; Metazoa; Chordata; Actinopteri; Cypriniformes; Cyprinidae. Bases 29 to 1732 code for a protein of 567 amino acids. The transcript has 13 exons.
AACGAAGGUCUUACGUGUUUGAAACGACAUGAGGCGUGCUUUAGAAGACUGCAGUAUUGAGCUGAGUGAGCAGUAUGAGGCCCUUAUGAAGCAGCAUGCAGCAGAGCAGGAGGAGCACAACCUCCAUGUCCGCAGUCAUGGCAAGACAAGAGUUGACGGAAAUCAUCAGUACCAGUGUUUUAUAGAAAAAAUUGAAUCUUUGCAAGUUAAAUUGGAGCUGAAUAGCAGCAAGACCACACGGAAAAACUUCAUGGUAAAGCGGCAAGAUCUUACUGCAGAGAAAGAGCGGAUGGAAGAUGAGAAAACAAGACUGGCUCAGGAGCUGGAGGACACAGAAAAGAAACUCAAGAUGCUGAUUGAGGAACAGAAUCAAGAAAAGCUGUCCUGGGAGCAGGAAAUAGCUGACCUGAGGGUGGAAAUGGAGACACUCUGCAGACAGGCAGAGCAGGCCAGUCAGACCGUUCUUCAAGAUGAGAUAGCUGCGUUAGAGAUGCAGAAAGAGCUUGCGCUUUCUCAAGUGGAGGACUGGAUUGCAGACGCUGAAAAAUAUCGGAAUUUUCUCAGAUUAAAUCCUUCCCAGAACCACCUGCUCCAGCAGCAGAAGUGGGAGCAGAAUGUAGCGGUCAUCCGCAGCAAUCUGGUGGGACUAAAGAAUAAGUUUAAUGAAAACCAUCUACUCCUACUGAGAGGUGAACAGCUGGACAGUUUGCCUUCAGUCGUGCUCCCGCAUCUUCCACCAGUGCCUACAUUGGAGAUAAUGAGUCCACUUCAGAAUCCUACAUCCCAUCCCGUUUUCAACAGUGGUCUGCCGACUACAACAACUUCUCCUCCUAUAGUUCACCCACAACUCCACUCCUCAAUCACACCACCCCAAAGGGCCACACCGCCACUUUCUGCCCCAUCUCCUCAAACCACACCAUACCUACCCAUCACGAUAGGUCCACAAUCUGCACACGUCCUAAACAUUUAUGUUCCCAUGACAACUCAUGCACCUGCCCCUCAAAUACCCAUGCAAACGAUCUCCCUGUCUCAAACCUCAUCCCAUGCACCUGUUACACCAGCCCCACCGAUCCUACCACAGACACAUGUAGGCGUUCCAGCUGCCUCAGCAGGCGCCUUUGUUGUAUUGCCAAAUAAUCACGGAGCCAGUUUUCAACCCCAAGCUGCAGUGCGCCUUCCCCAAACAUUCAUGCCAUCCACGUCUGCUCGUAACUCCUCCCCCCAGCCCCUUCCCUCCAAUCCUGCGCCAGCAGGAAAACUGGAUAAGUUGCUGGAGAGACUGGGCUCACAUUUCCCACAAUGCAAAAGAGAUCAGUUGACACGUGUUCUACAGCAAAUCAAGAGUGAGCGUGGUACUAUGGCUGGCAUGUCGAUUGAUGAUCUUACUCAGCAGGUUGCACUGAGACUUGCGCAGAUCCAAAAACCGCAUCCAGGGCCUAUAGCACCUCCAUCUGGACCAAGAGCCUUUCCUGCUUCAGUUGGUCCGAUUCAGCGUCCCGUAGCCCAGCCACCGCAUCCCAUGAGGCCUCAUUUCCAACCCCCAGUUGCUCAGGUCUUCCACACAAGACCUCCGCAGUCCUCUACCCGGAAAUUUUGUUUGAUGUGUCAGAAUCCUGUGGAUGCUGGAAGCCAGUACAACACCAAGUGCUGCCAUACCAUGCACAAAGAAUGUGUUAGUGUUUGGCUCAAGACCAGCAAGAAUAACUCCUGUCCUUUCUGCCCAUCCAAGUAAGGUCUGACUUCAAGAGAAAACACACAGUCAUAGCUGAGCCUAUACCUGCAAAAAAAUAAGUGGAAUGAUCAUAUAAAUAGUUAUCAAGACACUUGAGAAUUAAGUUUUUGUAAUUCUAUGAUAACUCUGGUUAAUAUAAAAACAUAUUGUUCCAUUCCUGGUCAGUUAAUAAUUAUUAUAAGGACAGUAUGCUGUUAUACUAAUUGAUGCUACUUUGCAGAUCAAUGGAAAUCCUCACAAAAUGAAUAGUCGUUUUUUCAGUAUUCAGUGUUAAUUCAAAGAUUUUGAAACACACCCUGAAGUUUAAUCCUCUUAUGUAUGCUUUUAUAAAGGUCAUAUACCAUACAUACAAUCUCCAAAACAAAAUAAAAUGUUUCUUUCGGAACUUUUCCAAGUGAUAGAAAACAGUACUUAACUGGAAAGUGCUGCAGUUAUAUUAUUUGUGUAUUUUAUUAAAUUAAGGAUCAACAGAGGCCUUUAUGUGGAGAGCUUUAUACAUUGAGGAAAUGUUUUGUAAUCACUUAUAGUUACCCUUUUUUAAAUAAAUGAUAAUAUUGUUCAAUAUAAAAACUGUAUUAGGACAUUAUACCAUAUUGUUUCAGAAUGUAAGAAAACACUGACGCAAAGUUUUUUUUUUUGCAUUUUAUAUGUUUACAUUAUUACAUCAAAGAUUAUUUAACUUGAACAUAAUAAACAUUCAUAACACAA